This is a messenger RNA of Penicilliopsis zonata CBS 506.65, 1845 nucleotides long. RefSeq lists its product as hypothetical. The record is from RefSeq and is a predicted model, not a curated record. Gene Ontology annotation, cellular component: mitochondrion. Gene Ontology annotation, biological process: anterograde axonal transport. The transcript is spliced from 5 exons. Lineage: Eukaryota; Fungi; Ascomycota; Eurotiomycetes; Eurotiales; Aspergillaceae. The coding region runs from base 1 to 1845 and encodes 614 amino acids.
AUGGCUGAAGACACCGCUGCUGCCUCCACACCUGCCGUCGCCGACGCUGCGCAGCCGGCCGUCGAGCGCGCUCCCGACGCCCAGCCCAAGGCAGCUCCUCCCACAGACUCGGCGCCGGAAGCCGCGGUCGAACAGGGCGCGGAGAAGUCAAAUGGCGCGGAGCAUACCACCGACGAUGCUCCUGACGCUACCACUACUGCCCAGAAAACUGCGCCCGUGGAAGGGGAGACAGAAGGAACCGGCGCGCCUGUCGACGCGACAGAGACGAAGACCAAUGAUGAGGCGGCCGCGCCCGAAGUGAACGGCACCCCCAAUUCUGCAAAGAAGGCCUCGAAUGGCAAACGCAAGUCGACUGGGGGCGUGCCAGAGCACAAGUCGAAGCUAAAUCGGAGGAAGUCCAUGGUCCGGACUACACAGCUGCACGCGAAGCCCGGAGAGUACUACUUGGCCCGCCUGCGUAGCUUUGCACCGUGGCCCUCAAUUGUCUGUGACGAGGACAUGCUCCCAGAGAGCUUGCUCACGACGCGUCCCGUCACCGCCAUGCGGCCGGACGGAACUUACCGGGAAGAUUACGCGGAUGAGGGCAAGAGAGCCCACGAACGCACUUUUCCCGUCAUGUUCUUGCAGACCAAUGAAUUUGCCUGGAUUCCCAAUACCGAUCUGACCCCCCUGGAUCCCGAGACCUGCAAGGAUGUCUCGGAAAAGGGCAAGAGCAAGCUUCUGAUCGCUGCAUAUGGUGUGGCCUCCGAGGGCCAUGAUCUCAAGCACUUCAAGGAGCUGUUGAACGAGCACCAGCGGGCUAUGGAACAGGAGGAAGAGGAACGCGAGGCGCAGGCCGCAGCCAAGGCUGCCGCCCAGGCCGAACGGGACGCGAAGAAGAAGAAGAAGCGUAAGAGCACGGACAUGGGUGACGGGGCGGACGAGAUGGAUGUCGACAAUGUCGACGAGGACAGUAAGUCCAAGGGUUCGAAGAAACGCAAGAAGGACGCCGACGCCGAUGCCGAGUCGGAUAAGUCCUCUAAUGAGUUUGAACAGCCGGCCAAGACUCCCAAAACGACCCAGAAGCUCAAGUUAACCACCCCCAAGCCUCCCGCCGCCGAGACGAGCAAAAAGACCCCCGGUACUGGCAAGACCAAGGCUAAGGCCAAGGCUGGCGCCAAGAAGGCAGAUGACGACGAAGAGGCCGUAGAGGAGGCUAAGGAGGAGAAACCGGUCGAGAAGCAGAUUGACCCUCAGGCGGCCAAAGUGAAGAAGGAAAAGGAGGUCCUUUACAUCCGCCACAGGCUUCAGAAAGGCUUCAUUUCGCGUGACCAGCCUCCCAAGGAGGAGGAAAUGACCGCCAUGUCAGGGUACUUUGCAAAGCUUGAGGCGUACGACGAAGUGGAGGUGUCGAUCAUCCGGUUGACCAAGAUCAACAAGGUGCUCCGGAUGAUCGUCAAGUUGAGCUCCAUCCCGCGCGACGAGGAGUUCAAUUUCCGGCGCCGCGCCAUCGACAUCCUCUCCAAGUGGAAGACGGUUCUCGACUCGGACACUGCCGCCACCCCGGCCGCGGAAGAUAAGGAGAAGGACGUCGAGUCCAAGGCCGGUGCCGCGACGACCAACGGUGUCGCCCACAAGGAUGAGGAUGACGUUGAGACCGCCAGCACCCCGGCCAAGACCGAGGGCGGCGACGAGAAGACUGAAGAGCCCGCCGCUGCGGAGCCUGUCGACCAGCCCAUGCCUGACGCUGAGCCCUCAGCCAAGGAACAGGCCCCCGUUGAUGCUCCCGCCGAGGAGAAGAAGGAGAAGGAGGAAGAAGAAGAGAAGGAGGCCAUCAAGGAGGAGGAGGCUGCAGCGGCGACAUAG